This is a messenger RNA of Halichondria panicea, 1446 nucleotides long. RefSeq names its product 26S proteasome regulatory subunit 8. Gene Ontology annotation, biological process: proteasome-mediated ubiquitin-dependent protein catabolic process. Gene Ontology annotation, cellular component: proteasome regulatory particle, base subcomplex. NCBI's taxonomy places the organism in Eukaryota, Metazoa, Porifera, Demospongiae, Suberitida, Halichondriidae. The coding region runs from base 74 to 1285 and encodes 403 amino acids. The transcript is spliced from 10 exons. The record is from RefSeq and is a predicted model, not a curated record. Gene Ontology annotation, molecular function: ATP binding; ATP hydrolysis activity; proteasome-activating activity.
GCGGCUAUUGUAUAAACUACUAUCCAUUGACGAUCCGUACCUACUCUACACACAGCACACGUUAGGAAGGUUUAUGAUGGCUAAUUCCUCUGCUAAGGAAGGCUCUGCCACGAACGAGGGAAUUCAACAAUACUACAUUAAUAAGAUAGAAGAACUUCAGUACUCAGUGUCUGAGAAGUCCCAGAACGUGCGCAGACUUGAGGCUCAGAGGAAUGAACUCAAUGCUAAGGUACGGCUGUUGAGGGAGGAGCUACAACUACUACAAGAGCAGGGCUCACACGUGGGAGAGGUUGUCAAGGCGAUGGACAAGAAGAAAGUAUUGGUUAAGGUACACCCCGAGGGCAAGUUUGUGGUAGACCUGGACAAGGCCAUUGACAUGGCUGAUGUGGGGAAUAAUUGUCGUGUUGCUCUGAGAAAUGACAGCUACAAACUGCACAAGAUACUCCCCAACAAGGUGGACCCCCUAGUGAGCUUGAUGAUGGUGGAGAAGGUCCCUGACUCUACGUACGACAUGGUGGGGGGUCUAAGCAAACAGGUUAAGGAGAUCAAAGAAGUGAUAGAGCUACCAGUGAAGCAUCCUGAGCUCUUCCAAUCCCUCGGCAUCGAUCAACCAAAGGGUGUCCUGCUGUAUGGUCCCCCUGGUACUGGCAAGACCCUGUUAGCCAGGGCAGUAGCACAUCACACCGAGUGCUGCUUCAUCCGUGUCUCUGGCUCUGAGCUGGUACAGAAGUACAUAGGGGAGGGGUCGAGGAUGGUGAGGGAACUGUUUGUCAUGGCAAGAGAACACGCCCCAUCUAUUAUAUUCAUGGACGAGAUUGACUCCAUCGGGUCUUCACGACUUGGUGGGGGGUCUGGAGGUGAUAGCGAGGUGCAGCGGACCAUGUUGGAGUUGCUGAACCAGUUGGACGGGUUUGAAGCCACGCAGAACAUCAAGGUUGUCAUGGCCACCAAUCGUAUUGACAUCCUCGAUGCAGCACUACUGAGACCAGGUCGCAUUGAUAGGAAAAUAGAGUUCCCAGCUCCGAAUGAAGACGCUCGACUGGACAUUCUACGUAUUCACAGUCGUAAGAUGAACCUGACAAGAGGUAUCAACCUGCGCAAGGUGGCAGAGGCCAUGCCAGGAGCGUCGGGGGCUGAGAUCAAGGGUGUGUGCACUGAGGGUGGCAUGUACGCUCUCAGAGAGAGGAGAGUUCAUGUGACCCAGGAGGACUUUGAGAUGGCCGUUGCCAAGGUGAUGCUGAAAGACUCCGAGAAGAACAUGUCCAUCAAAAAGCUCUGGAAGUGAUCGCUCCUAAGAGAGAGAGUGGGCAGAGAAAUGAACUUAUUGAACUCUGUAUUAAUUAGUUAUAAUUAUGACACUAUGUACGUAUAAUCAUUGCUUAUUCAACUGUAUUUCAAUCAUGAUGAAUUUGCAUUAUUAUUCACAUUAAUUCUCAAUCAAUACGA